Molecule: messenger RNA, 1787 nt
Organism: Rhodofomes roseus
Lineage: Eukaryota; Fungi; Basidiomycota; Agaricomycetes; Polyporales; Fomitopsidaceae
Exons: 2
Coding region: 136-1422 (428 amino acids)
Source: RefSeq, a predicted model, not a curated record
UCCCAGUCUCCUCGUCAUCCACACAGCCUGCAGCUGCCCCUCUCCCCUCCCAAGCUGAGCUUGCCCCUAAAGGAGUCGAAGGGAAGCCAGCGGCAUAGUACUCUGGCCGUCUUCUCGAGGAAUAGGUGGUCCUAAAUGGCCAAUCUACACUUCUCAUGGUCGGACAGCAUCCAGGCGGCGUUCUCCUCGUGUCUCUUCUGCUUCAGAUCCCCUGACGACCAUCAUGACCAUGACCAUGAACAAGAACAAGAACACUACGGAGCGCGCCAGCGCAAUGGCCUGAACUUCGUCGUUCCGCCGCCCCGCGCACGCCCGGACGAGCUCGAGGGUCUGCUCGCCGGCUCUGACUCUCCAGACGCCGAGACGCUGUCGCUGCAUUCCAACAUCGGUGACGAACGUCGUCGCAAAAAGCGUCGAAAGCCACGAAAGGGCGUCACGCUCUUCGGAUACAGUCUGUUCGGUCGACCACCAAUUCACCUCGACUCGGAUGAUGAAGAGGGAGGGUCGAGCAGGCGGUCGAGGACGAUAUCCACGUCUACUCUAGACUCGGAUGCUGCACCGCUUGAUGCAUCUGCGUUGGACGAGCAAGCGAUCGCGCGGCUUGCAGCGGCCACCGCAGCUGCGGAGGAGGAGCAGAGGAAGGCGAAGGAGGAGCGGCGGAGGCUGAGGCGCGAGAGGAAGGAGCUGAAGCGGAUGGCACUGGCUAUGGCUAUGGGGAUACAACAGCAUGGAGAAGAGGAGUUUGAGGGAUUCCCGGGGAGCGGACCCGCGCUAGGCGCUCAGUCCGUCGGGCCCGGCUCUGGCUCUGUGUCCACGGGCUCUCCGUUCGAGGAAGAGUUUGGCCCGUUUGCCCACGGUGACGAUGUUGUCGAGGAAGACGCUGACUUUGGUGCGGAGACCUAUGUUCGACGCGUUCCUAAUGGCGUGCCUGUCGGCGGAAGCGCGUCCGACUCUCAAUCCCGCACGUCCGCCUCGAUAUCAAACACGGAUUAUCUGCGUUACAACCAUCACUAUCUUUCCCAGGCGUCCCCUCUACCCUCUCCAGCCCUUUCCUCUGGGGCAGACGCGCCAGUACCACCGAAGAAAAAGAAGAGGUCGCGGGGCAAGUCGCUGUCGUCCAAGCAGUCUGACGAGCGCUCGCACUCGACGUCUUCACUCCUCACAUCUCAAUCGCCUUCGCUGCCUUCCCCGCCUCCCAACCAGACUGCAUUCGACCAACCUGGCACUGCCAUCGCUCCUAUUGCGGAAUCGGACAGUCACUUCGAAGGCUUCCCCGGGGGGACCUUAGAUUUGGCUCGGGAGCAUGCGAUCGCUCAGGAGGAUGCAAAGGAACCCGGGGACUUCCCAAGCAUCGGUUUGCGCGGUGUACAGCGGACGAAGAGCGACAUGGGUGUGUUCCUGGCGAACCGAGGGCAUGAGUAAACCACCUCGUGGUGUAUGGGCCUUAUGGAGCGUAUGUUUCGUUCAGACUUGUUUCAUUUCUAUGAUCCUUGCCACAUCUAGCAUAGUUCCUUCUGUAUUCGGACUCGGAGGUGCAUCACUACACAUGUAUACCCGUUCGCUCGAGAAAUUUACGGUACCUAAGUUGUACCUUGGUUGUACUUCGAUGUCGACGACGACUUGGACACGAUGCAAUACGUCAAGUCAGGAUUUGACGGGCGUGCUGUAUUUCUGACCUUUGUCAGCGCGUUCUAAAGCCGCCUAUUGUGCUAUACGUGGGCGGUUUGACGUGCCUCAGAGGGGAGAAGAUGUCUCGGAUUGUGUUGAAGUAGCUACUUAUCAGUACC